GGUGUCGACAACCUGAGGAGGCUCCUCCCCAACAACAGUUCCCGAACCCCGACGAGAAUUCAAGCUGCCACAUUGAAGAAGAGCAAAAAGACAACCUGACAGCGGUUUCUCCCCUUUCUCCGGGGUAGUCACGGGAUUUCAAUGUUCAUCCUGCUCUUUGGUUUCUGUGUUGACUUGAGCCGUACCUAUAUGGCGUGUGUGAGCGGAGAAUUUUGCCAGGCACAGCACCUCACCUCUGUGGAGAAGUGAAUCGGCCGCCCCCCAAGGGACUACGCGACCCAAAAACCACCCUGAUUGCCAGCACAAUAGGAACUGCUGACUCUUCCGAAGGCCCUUGGGAUAUUGCGUAGUCCUUGGUCCGACUGCCCUGCUCAGUCCCAACAAUACGAAAAAUCUUUGCUUUCCACUUUCUCCUUGAACAGCCAAUCACAAACAGCUCUCCUGAAUGGGCCGUCUCGCCAACAUGAACCGCCCCGCUGCAGUCGAGAUUGCCUACGAGUGCAUGAGGUUCCUCAUCACCCACAACCCCACCAAUGCAACGCUUAACAAGUUCACAGAGGAGCUGAAAAAGUUUGAAGUGAACACGCUGGUGAGAGUUUGUGAUGCCACAUAUGAUAAAGCUCCAGUAGAGAAGGAGGGGAUACAGGUCCUGGACUGGCCCUUUGAUGAUGGUGCCCCUCCUCCCACCCAGAUUGUGGACGACUGGCUCAAGCUGCUCAACACCAAGUUUCGAGAGGAACCUGGCUGCUGCAUUGCUGUGCAUUGUGUGGCAGGGCUUGGCCGAGCUCCAGUCUUGGUGGCCUUAGCCCUCAUUGAGUCUGGGAUGAAGUAUGAGGAUGCUGUGCAGUUCAUAAGGCAGAAGAGACGUGGAGCCUUCAACUCCAAACAGCUUCUUUACCUCGAGAAAUACAGACCGAAAAUGCGUCUGCGGUUCAAAGAUACCAACGGCCACAACUGCUGUGUGCAGUAGGCUGCCUGUCAGUGCAUCUUAUGUGCAACUAGUAGGGAAUCUUCCAACAAGGGGAGAUUUAAACAAAAUGGAGAGAGUGCUACCAGUAAUUAUUGUGAUGAUUUGUCAACACUGAGUUAUGGUUAAUUGAUCAAAGAGCAAGCAAAUGAUCGAAUGCAUAAAUCCAGAUCUGGGGAUCCACCAGCCAAGCCAAUGAACGGAAAGUCAAAGCACACAGAUGGGCCCGCCUCCCGGUUAUACUGUUCAACCACGGGCCAGAUUUUUUUGAGUCCAUCCUGCCCCCUCAAAAAUGUAAUCAUGGGAUAGCAUUUUCCUUUUUGUGAAUUUUUAUUUUUACUCAAUGGUGAUAAACGCGUAACGUUAAAUGAGAUGCAGAUUUUUAUUUCUGUUAAUUGUUGAUAUAUAAUUGGGCAAGAAUAAUGUAACUUUUAAACAUUUUUAAACGCAUUGUUACUGGCCAUUUUUGGUAUUUGAUCUUUUUUUGGCACAAAAACUCAAAAGGUUCACCUGAAAAUGCAGUACCCUGUUUACCUUCACUUGCUUAAAGAUACAUUCAGUUUAGGGGUUCACGUAGUUUAAAUAUGUCUGCAGUAUUUAUUCACAAGAUAUGCUAUGUGUGGCAGGUAUGAGUUUGGCAGGGGUAAGGACACUUUAUCCUUUUUUUGUUUAGAUUUUUUUUUUUUAAUCCUUCAAGAGCCAUGUUGUUUUGUUUUUUUUUUUUUUUUGUUUUAAAUGAAUCAUCUUGUUGGAGUGCAAUAAUCAGUCCACCUCAGCCCACCAAACCCUGCUGAGCAUUCUAUAUGCACGCACACACACAUACAUAUACUCAUUCAACAAUUAAACAGGAAAAAACAUCUACUACAGGUACUUCUCCUGCUUUCAUCAGUUCUCCCUAACGGGGCUGAAAUAGGACUUCCCUAAAUACACAUAUUUAAACUCGUGCACACAGAGCCUAAGAUCCAAUUUGAGAGAUAAGGUGGAGAAGAAUGGGAAAUGGUCAGUUUUUUAUCAUUGUACCCAUUUUGAAAACAUCGCUAAUUCGUAUUGGUUCUUUAAAGAUAAAUAAAUUGAAAUAAAAAGCA
This is a messenger RNA of Monopterus albus (swamp eel), 2052 nucleotides long. RefSeq names its product protein tyrosine phosphatase 4A2b (gene ptp4a2b). Gene Ontology annotation, biological process: protein dephosphorylation. The transcript has 7 exons. The coding region runs from base 446 to 970 and encodes 174 amino acids. The record is from RefSeq and is a predicted model, not a curated record. Gene Ontology annotation, molecular function: protein tyrosine phosphatase activity. NCBI's taxonomy places the organism in Eukaryota, Metazoa, Chordata, Actinopteri, Synbranchiformes, Synbranchidae.